GCGGGAGGAGGAACCGGGCCGGGGGGCCCAGGUGAGGCCGGCGGGCGGGGAAGGAGCGGCGAGGCCUCGAGGAGGGCCAUGGCGAGGCCCGGCGUGCGGAGCCGGUGAGCGGCGGCCUCCCCUCGUCCCUCCGGUCCAUGGUGCUGCCCUCCUGCCCCAUGGCGGAGUUCGUGGUGCCGCGGCACAGCGCGGUGAUGGAGCGGCUCCGCCGGCGCAUCGAGCUCUGCCGGCGACACCACAGCGCCUGCGAGUCCCGCUACCAGGCCGUGUCCCCGGAGCGCCUGGAGCUGGAGCGCCAGCAAACCUUCGCCCUGCACCAGCGCUGCCUGCAGGCCAAGGCCAAGCGGGCCGGCAAGCACCGCCAGCCGCCCCCGGCCCCACCGCCCCCCGCGCCACCUCCGCCCGCAGCGGCCGUCGCGGGGAGCGCCGAGAGGAGCGGAGCCAACGGCCUGGAUGGAGAGGCGGCGAGUGGAGAGCAGCACGGCCGCGGCAGCACGCUGAUCGCGCAGCUCCAUGAGACUGUGAAAAGAAAGCUUGAUAGUGCUGCUUCCCCUCAGAACGGAGACCAGCAGAAUGGCUUUGGUGAUGUAUUUUCAGUUUCCAAGAAGCUGCGUCGUGAUGACGGUCUUGGUGGAGUGAGUGGUUCUUCCAAUGGAAUGCCCCCUGUGUCUCCACUCCAUCAUCUUGACAAGAAAUCUGCCAGUGGAGAUACCUUGCAGCUUAAUGGAAAACAUCCGAUGGGACUCGAUGGCAUCAGCAAGAAGUGUCUUCCAGAUUCCAGUCUGCAACUGAAUGGAGGUGGUGAUGCUGAUGAUUCAUUUCCUCUGAGUUUGAACAAAGAGCUGAAGCAGGAGCCUGUAGAUGAUCUUCCGUGUAUGAUUGCUGGAGCAGGGGGUUCUAUAUCUCAGAACAACUUGAUGCCUGAUCUUAAUCUUAACGAGCAAGAAUGGAAGGAGCUUAUUGAGGAGCUUAAUAGGUCAGUGCCCGACGAAGACAUGAAGGAUCUCUUUAAUGAAGACUUUGAAGAGAAAAAAGAUGCGGAUUCUUCAAAUUCAGCUGCACAGACUCCAUUACCACAAGAUAUUAACAUAAAGACUGAGUUUUCCCCUGCACCCUUUGAGCAGGAGCAGAUGGGAUCUCCGCAGGUUAGAUCUACUUCUUCAGGUUCAGCAUUCAUGGGUGCUGCCUCUGUUCCUGUAAGUGCUGCGUCUCCGGUGGUCGGUAGUUCUCAGGCUAUGUUUCAGCCUUCUAGUCAGUCAAUGACUGAAAAUGCUAAUCAGCCCAUGAUGCAGGCAUCAAACCACGCUCAGAACGUCCAGAGACCUCUCUCCAAUGUGCUUUUACCUGGGAAGGGGGCAGGAAGUGCCAAAGAAAUGUCCUCUGCUCAUCAACUCCAGCAGAUUGCUGCCAAGCAGAAGAGAGACCAGAUGCUGCAGAACCAGCAGCAGGCUUCCCAAGUCCACCAAACCAAUCAGAUGUCUACCUGGCAGUCUGGGCCUUCUCACAGCCCACUGGCCGUUCCAUAUACCAUGGAAAAUCCCACCAGCCCUUCAGUUUACCAGCCGGACUUCAACAAUCAGAAGCUCAUGAUGCCUAAUAUGGGAAAUAAAAGCUCUCCGAGAGCUGGAGGCAACUACCAUGUGAACAUACUGGGUCAUCAGCAAAACAGCAUGAACCAGAACCCUGUGAAUAGUCAAGGCUCAGUGCUAGACUAUGGGAACACCAAACCUCUUUCACAUUACAAAGCAGAAUGUGAACAGGGCGUUGCAGUACCUGGUCAGAACAAGACUCCCAUGUUGGCUUACAUGCAGCAGCGCCAGCAGCAGCCACUGUCUCACGUGGGUGAUGACCAAAAUGGAAUGAUCCUGUUGAAACCCAAGUCUGGAAACAUUACCUACCGACUGCCGCACAGUCAGGAUCAAACCACAUCUCCUAAUGUUCCUCGUGUUCCAGUUUCUGUCCCGGGUGCUGGUGUUGGUGCCCAGGCUCCCAAUGUCACCAUGGCAGGGAACCACAGCAACCAGUCGUAUCUUAGCAAUCAGCAGCAAGCAGCAGUGAUGAAGCAGCACCAAAUGCUGAUGGACCAGCAGAAACAGAGAGAGCAGCAACAAAAGCACUUGCUCAUGGAGCAACAGAAACAGCAGUUCCUAAUGGAGCAGAGACAACAACAUCUCUUAGUUGAGCAGGAGAAGCAGCGGCAGCAGCAGGAGCAGCAGCUGCAGCGACACCUGACCCGGCCACCUCCCCAGUACCAGGACCAGCAGCAGAACCCGUACCAGCAGCAGGUUGGGCAGUUCACAGGAUCGUCUUCAGCCAUGCCUGGGGUCAGUAAUUUAGGACAGUCCAGCUCCAGCAGUCCACGGAUGUUUCCUCAGACCCAGAACAUGAUUCAGAUGGGACCUGGACACACUUCUGUCGCACCGCUGCAGUCUGGCUCCAGCCAGCAGGACCGGGGGGUGUCUCAGUACGGCAACAUGCAGAACAUUCAGCGAGGGGGGCUGUACAGCAUACCGUCAGGUAUGGUUCCCCAGCAUGCAGCUCAGAGUGCCAAUGGACAGCCACCGAUGCAGAGACAAGGCAGCUUGGGCCAGGGUGCUGCUGUUCCUGCUGGCUAUGGGCAGAAUACCUUAGCAAACUCAAGUAUUUCUCAACAGCACAAUAAAGGCGCACUGAAUCCAACCUUAUCUAAGCCACAGAUGGCAAGAGUACCAGCUGCUAUGGGGGCUCAAAAUCCAUCUUGGCAACACCAAGGUAUCCCUAAUAUUAAUAACCAGACACAAGGAAACGGUGGCUUAGGACCAUUUUCUGCCAGCUCCUCUUUCCACAUGCAGCAAACUCAUCUAAAGAUGGCCAACCAACAGUUUGCUCAAGGAAUGCCUCAGGUAAGCCUCAGCACCAGCAGGCCCAUGACCUCCAUGAAUGCUGCCGUGUCUGGGCAGAUGCUGUCGUCGUCUUUAGGCACGCAGCAGCGGACAAACCCACCUUCACAACAGCAGGUACCCUCACAGCAGGUCUUGCCUGGCAUCAACCAGACUGUUCCGGAUCUGAACGCUUUCAACCAGAAUCCAAAUCAACAAAUGCCCAACAGAGGUAAUAUGCACUGUAGUCAAGGGUACCCGGUGAGGACAACCAGUCAAGAGCUGCCUUUUGCCUACGGCAGCCAGUCAGGCAAUAAUGGACUUCAGAACUUAACUGGUGACACAGAUCUGAUAGACUCUUUGCUGAAAAACAGGACUUCGGAGGAGUGGAUGAAUGAUUUGGAUGAGUUGUUGGGAACUCAUUAAAAGAGGGCUGGGGGUGGGGGGGUUCUACUUUUUUUUAAUUAUUUCAUGAAAUAUAAGCAACACUUGGACCAAAAAACCUGUGGCAUUGAGGAGACUUGCAGGCAUUAGAGGUAAAUGGUUGGGAAAGGGACUGGAGCUGCUUCUCAGUGAGCGCUGACGCGUGGUAAUGGCGCACCAAGCAGGUCUGCAGGAGUAGUGCGCUUUGCCCCGGCGUCUCUGGGGAGUUGCACGUUCAGACAGGUCAAACAAAGCUGUGCGUGUCCCAUCCAGCCUGUCAGAAAUCUCACUUGCAGCGUUCUAAAAUGAGAAAUUUUAAUUAUUUAAGAAUAGAACUGUUUCACAGAAAUAGUGCGGAAAGAAAGCAAAUAGUUGCAGAAAUUUAGGACUUAGUUUUCUGCAGCUGUUACCUGCAAUCAUUAUUGUCCGUAGCUUGACGUGCUGUUGUAGUACUGUCAUCAGAUGUCUGACUUUUUGUUUGAGAAGAGGCUACGUGCACCCGAGUACGCUUGCAAGAUGCUGUGAAUUUUUCCACCGCUGAAGCAUGUGCCUGUACUCUCCAUAAGCAAGUGAUAUUUCACAGUAAGUGUUUCUAGAUGCUGGUGGUAGAUGAAAGGAAGUAUUAAAACCUGGCCAGUUAGUCAAGGUAGUCUUCUUAAUAGAUUGUAGUCUUUUAAGCUGCAGUUUGCACUCUGUUGUAGAGAGGCACAGUUCUUGGCUUAUACCUUACUGUGUUUAAAGGGGGAAUUUCUUAUGGGAGAACUUUUAAACUAUAGUAGGUUUAACAUGAAUUGUAAAGCCAUUUCCUUUGCACCUGUUUCUUCAUAACUUAUUUCCAAAGGUAGUUGUAUUUAAAUGAAGGCUUUGCUUCAUGACAGCUCAUUUAGUUUUCUUUGUUGUAAAAAGUAAAACUAACAUUUGAGAUCAGUUCAUCCCCCAAAGCGAGCAGUGACACAAUGAGCACAAGACUUUGUCACUUCAGGGUAAAAUGAGGAAAAAAAGAACUUGGCUGAGAGGUGAAAAGUCCUUAGCAGUAACAAUAGCACAAGCAGCCUGGGAGAAUGCUUGCAUCAAGGUUGCUCCAGUAUUGAAGUCUCCCCCUUUAAAUACUUUUGUUUUUAAUACUGGGUUGUGAGUUUGGUAAUCUUGCUGUAGACAGGUGGGUUUAUCCCGUUAGUAUCCCUUGAAGCAGAUGCUGGUUCUUUAGCUCAGCACAAGGAGACCUCUUGUCCGUGUUGGGAUUACUCACAGGAAGGACUGAAACCACAGUGGCAACAGACAGUGUUCCAAAGUCCUUACUUUUACCAAAAAAGAUCCCUUAUCCACCAACAAACCACCUUGCCUUAACCUUUACUUUAAAAUGAAAAUAAAGUUGAAAGCUUUUGUUUUAAAUGCACAAAUACCUCUUCCCUUUCUAAAUCCACUUCUUUUGGAAAACUCCUUGAAGCUUUUUAACCAAACCCAGCGUUGUGAUUUAAAAGCAAUUUCCCUCAACAGACUGUUCUUCUUCAGGAGUUUUCCACUCUGCAGAAUGUGCGAGAGGAUUUUAUUCCAGUGGGUGAGGGGAAGCGAAGGACAACGUGGAAUUCGAAGAAGGAAAAUGCGUUCCUGUAUCUGCAGCUCCUUUGUCAGACAAUUUGCACUUUUAAAAACUGCUUAUUUUUAACACUAAUACUUUAACCCUUUCCAAAUAUGCAUGGAACGUGGUUUGUCCGACACGCUCGCCCUGUGUGGACGAAUUGCGCUCUGUUGAGCAGAUUUGAUGCUGUUGAGCCGCUGGCAAAAGAUGCGGUUGGUCGGUGGAUCCCACCGUUGAGUAGUGGAUAGAACUUCACUGAAGCAGACGUAAUCCCUUGUAGAGCUUUCGCAGAGGUAACUAAGAUUGUCUUUGGAUGGGAAGACGAAGGUGUUAGUUGCUUUGGUUGUUGACACUUAUGAUAUUCUCUAGAAUAAGUAGUUGAGAUGCAAAUAACUGAUGCUGACUUUUCUUGUACUGGCAAUCUAAGGAAAGAGCUAGUGAGUGGUUUAGUAUUAAACCAAAAACUGGUCCCAGGUAAGUGUCGUUAGCGUAUAGAUAAACUAGCAAUGGCAGGGGAAGAAAUGUUUGCUGUAUUUUUGUUUUUAAGGGUUAACUUUGCACCAGUGUGCCUUCCCUUCCUGCUGGGGGUGUUUGGGACCUCAUAAUUUCAAGUGACACCCUUCAGUGUCGCUGUUUCCACUCCCCCACUCCCCCCUUGCCCCUUACAAACACUUGAGAGAUAUAACAGGGUAGUAGGAUUCAGCUUUUUGUUCUUCCCUGUUCAGUGUGCUGAAAUCUGUGACGUUCUCUGGUAGAUUUUGCACACAGUCUUUGUUCUGAAUAAGUGAAAAAAUCCAUCUGCUUUUAAUUUCUUAAUCAGAGGAAAAGAGCAUCUUCUGUUUGCAUUAUUGCUACCAAAAAGGCAAUCCAGCGUAAUGCCCAGUGAAAUGCAGCUGUGCUCUUUCCUCCGCUGUUUCUGGAAGCUGAGGUGGAUAUUGCCCUGUUUGACCAGAGGUUUGUUCAGGAAGGUAUCGAGUUUUGGUGACAGGGCCUUUUCAUGGUACUGUUGAACUAAAAUGAAGUGUGAUUCUAGGCAGCCUGCCUUAUGAUGCCUGUUGGUCUUCAUGUGUGAACGGGAUCCAAACUCCACGUGACCGUAGGAAGAAGCAGCCCUUGCUUCUGUUCUUGGGCCCCGUCGCAUCAGGCUGUUAGGUAUCACUGUAACAAUGCUGAAACAGUUGAAAGGAAAGGAAAAUACGGUUUAGAUGUCUGUAGGUGCAUGGGUAGGGCUGAGCUUUGCCUUUAUGCCCUUUUUCAUGUAGCUGUCUGUAUAUGCACUUGGGCUUUCCAUUUGCUGCAGCUUCAGAGCAAUAAAAUGUAGCUCCCCUGAACUGCACCUGGCCAGCCGCCCAUGGCUUUAUUUAUAAACUGCGGUUUUGGUUGGGUGGGAAAGGUGAGAGUGUCACUGUGCAACAUCCACUGCCUUCCAAAAACCACGACUCGAUUGAAAAGGGUGCUCAAAAUUUUGUUAUACACAUUUCCUUUGUGUAAAUAAAUGUUUACAAUUUUAUAUUAAAGAUUUGAAUAAGAGUUAGAUCUUCUGACUGUAUAUUUUUUACUUUUUAUAGAUUUUAAAACUAUAAUUCUUUAUAUAUGUGUUUGGGGGGUAUUAUGGUAAGUUUUAUGCUUGUAAAUGGAGAACAGUUGAAUUUGAUGCUAACCUUUAUGAAUUUUUGUCAUUGAAAUGUAUAAAGAGUCCAUUAAUCCCCUUAUUCUUUUACUACAAUUACUGGUGCACACCAAAAAGAAAUCCUUCACUUCUGUUUUAUCAUUAUAAAAUAAAUAUUUUGCUAGUGUAUGAAACAUG
This is a messenger RNA of Lagopus muta (rock ptarmigan), 6667 nucleotides long. RefSeq names its product mastermind like transcriptional coactivator 1 (gene MAML1). Gene Ontology annotation, biological process: positive regulation of transcription of Notch receptor target; Notch signaling pathway. Gene Ontology annotation, molecular function: transcription coactivator activity. The transcript has 5 exons. The coding region runs from base 138 to 3284 and encodes 1048 amino acids. Gene Ontology annotation, cellular component: nuclear speck; nucleoplasm. The record is from RefSeq and is a predicted model, not a curated record. Lineage: Eukaryota; Metazoa; Chordata; Aves; Galliformes; Phasianidae.